This is a messenger RNA of Manis javanica (Malayan pangolin), 3028 nucleotides long. Its product is annotated as calcium-activated chloride channel regulator 1. Lineage: Eukaryota; Metazoa; Chordata; Mammalia; Pholidota; Manidae. Gene Ontology annotation, molecular function: intracellularly calcium-gated chloride channel activity. Gene Ontology annotation, biological process: chloride transport. Gene Ontology annotation, cellular component: plasma membrane. The record is from RefSeq and is a predicted model, not a curated record.
ACCUCCAGACCAACAUUUUUCCAAAGAGAGAAAUCAAAGAGUGAUGUACAGCAAUGGGGGCAUUUAAAAGUUCUGUUCCCUUCUUGGUCCUUCACCUUCUGGAAGGGGUCCUGAGCAAUUCACUUAUCCAGCUUAACAAUAAUGGCUAUGAAGGCAUUGUCAUUGCGAUUGACCCUGAUGUGCCAGAAGAUGAAACACUCAUCCAACAUAUAAAGGACAUGGUGACCCAGGCAUCUCCAUAUAUGUUUGAAGCUACAGAAAACAGAUUCUAUUUCAAAAAUGUUGCUAUUUUGAUUCCUGAAAAAUGGGAGACAAAACCUGAGUAUCUGAGACCGAAACUCGAGACGUACAAAAAUGCUGACGUUGUAGUUGCUGAACCUAACCCUCCAGGCAAUGAUGAACCCUACACAGAGCAGAUGGGAAAAUGCGGAGAAAAGGGCGAGAGGAUCCAUUUCACUCCAGACUUCCUAGCAGGAAAAAAGUUGACUGAAUAUGGACCACAAGGAAGGACAUUUGUCCAUGAAUGGGCUCAUCUACGAUGGGGAGUAUUUAAUGAAUACAAUAAUAACCAGAAAUUCUACUUACUCAAUGGAAAAAACAAACCAGUAAUGUGUUCAGCAGCUAUUACUGGUAAAAAUAGGGUACAGACGUGUCAGGGAGGCAGCUGUGUCACCAAAUCAUGCAAACUCAACACAGUAACGGGGCUGUAUGAAGAAGGAUGUGAGUUCCUACCUGAUCUCUCUCAGAUUGAGAAGGCUUCUAUUAUGUUUUUACAAAAGAUAGAUUCCGUGGUUCAAUUCUGUACAGAAAAAAACCACAAUAAAGAAGCCCCAAACCUCCAAAACCAAAAGUGCAAUCUCCGAAGCACGUGGGAAGUGAUUCAAGACUCCGAGGACUUUAAGAAAACCACUCCUAUGACGACAAAGCCACCCAACCCCACCUUCUCGCUGCUGCAGAUUGGACAAAGAAUUGUGUGUUUAGUCCUUGAUAAGUCUGGAAGCAUGUCGAUUGGUGAUCGCCUUAAACGACUGAAUCAAGCAGGCAAACUUUUCCUGCUGCAGACAGUUGAGCAAGGAUCCUGGGUUGGGAUGGUGACAUUUGACAGUGUUGCCUACAUACAAAGUGAACUCAUUCAGAUAAAGAGUGGCACUGAAAGGGAGGCGCUCAUCAGAAGUUUACCCAGUGUGGCCACAGGAGGAACAUCCAUCUGCUCCGGGCUUCGAUCAGCAUUUACUGUGAUUCGGAAGAAAUACCCAACAGAUGGAUCUGAAAUCGUGCUACUGACGGAUGGGGAGGACAACACUAUAAGCUCAUGCUUUAAUGAGGUGAAACAAAGUGGAGCCAUCAUCCACACAGUCGCCCUGGGACCCUCUGCAGCGGGAGAACUAGAGCAGCUGUCUCAAAUGACAGGAGGUUUGAAGACAUAUGCUUCAGAUCAGGCUCAGAACAAUGGCCUCAUUGAUGCUUUUGGGGCCCUUUCGUCAGGAAAUGGAGUUGCCUCCCAGCGCUCUGUCCAGCUUGAGAGUAAGGGAUCAAUCCUUCAGAACAAUCAGUGGAUGAACGGGACAGUGACUGUGGACAGCACUGUGGGAAAUGACACUUUGUUCCUCAUCACCUGGACAACACAGCCUCCCCAGAUCCUUCUCUGGGACCCCAGUGGAAAGAGACAAAGUGGCUUUGUAGUGGACACAAACACCAAAAUGGCCUACCUCCAAAUUCCAGGCACUGCCCAGGUUGGCAAUUGGAAAUACAGUCUGCAAGCAAGCUCACAAACUCUGACUCUAACUGUUACCUCUCGUGCAUCAAGUGCUACUUUGCCUCCAAUUACAGUGACCUCUACAAUGAACAAAGACACAGGCAAAUUCCCUAGCCCUAUGGUAGUUUAUGCAAAAAUUCACCAAGGAGCCUCACCAAUUCUCAGGGCCAGUGUCACAGCCGUGAUAGAAUCAGUGAAUGGAAAAACAGUUACUUUGGAGUUACUGGACAAUGGAGCAGGUGCUGAUGCUACUAAGGAUGACGGUGUCUAUUCAAGGUAUUUUACGGCUUAUGAUACAAAUGGUAGAUACAGUACAAAAGUGUGGGCUCUGGGAGGAAAGAAUGCAGCCAGCCAAAGGGCAAUGCGCCAGCAGAAUGGAGCCAUGUACAUUCCUGGCUGGAUUGAGAAUGGUGAAGUAAAAUGGAAUCCACCAAGACCUCAAAUCAAUAAGGACGAUCAUCAAGGAAAGCAAGUGUGCUUCAGCAGAACAUCCUCAGGAGGCUCAUUUGUGGCUUCCAACGUCCCAAAGGCUCCCAUACCUGAUCUCUUCCCACCGUGUCAAAUCACCGACCUGAAGGCAAAAAUCCAAGGUGACAAGCUCAUUAAUCUGACUUGGACGGCUCCUGGGGAUGAUUAUGAUUAUGGAAGAGCUCACCAGUAUAUCAUUGGAAUAAGUACAAAUAUUCUUGAACUCAGAGACAACUUCAAUGAUUCACUUCAAGUGAACACUACUGAUCUCAUCCCAAAGGAAGCCAACUCUGAGGAAGUCUUUGUGUUUAAACCAGAAAAUAUCACUUUUGAAAAUGGCACAGAUCUCUUCAUUGCUAUUCAAGCUAUUGAUAAGGUCAACUUGAAGUCAGAAAUCUCCAACAUUGCACGAGUAUCUUUGUUUAUUCCCCCACCAACUCCUUCAGAGACACCUAGUCCUUCUUUGCCUUGUCCUGAUAUUAACAUCAACAGCACCAUUCCUGGUAUUCACAUUUUAAAAAUUAUGUGGAAGUGGCUAGGAGAACUGCAGCUGUCAGUAGCCUUGGGCUAAGUUUUUGUGAGAUAAGUAAUUAAUCCAUCCUUUUCACUAUAAAAAUGUCUACAAUGUAUUUUAGACUUCCUGUAGAGGGCGCUAUAAUGAAAUAAAAUGCUAAACAACUGGAUACACAUGUAUAAAACUAGUCAAAUCCAGAAGUUUAAUCACUGUUGAGUCAUUUAUUAAAGAUUUUGAAUACUAGAAAGAAGAGGUGCUUGCUUCAAUAAAUGGAACUAAGUUUUAAUUCA